This is a messenger RNA of Vitis riparia (riverbank grape), 535 nucleotides long. RefSeq lists its product as uncharacterized. The transcript has 2 exons. NCBI's taxonomy places the organism in Eukaryota, Viridiplantae, Streptophyta, Magnoliopsida, Vitales, Vitaceae. The record is from RefSeq and is a predicted model, not a curated record. Bases 21 to 371 code for a protein of 116 amino acids.
AUCUCUAUCCAUUCUCUGCCAUGGGUGCUCCUCUUCUCCUUCUCCUCAACACCUCCUCAAGGCAGUCACUCAUCAAGCCUUUAUCUGCAUAUCUCCACAUACCCAUCAAGAGAUACAGCCGAUCAAGCAGUAGUGAGCAUGGAUUAGGGGAGAAAGCACCUUCAACAGCUGAAGAGUUCCAAAGAGUGGCUGCAGAAAAGAGGGAGCUUCAGAGAUUGGUGGAGGAAAAGGCCCGCAAAGGGGUUGUCAGCCAGACAUCGGACAAGGCACUGGAGGCUGCACAAGUGGCGGUUUUGGAGGACUCUAACCUUGAAACUGUGAAGGAGAAUGACCCUUCAGGUGGACAGGACCCCAAAAGGAAGGGUGAUUAGAAGGCCUUAAUGCCAAUGUACUCUUAAUAUAUGCCUUGGUUUUUUCAAGAGCUUGUGCCUAAAACCCAGAGUGUUGUGAUGAUAAAUAAGAACAGAGUUUUAUAUGUACAUUUGGGGACUAACAAAUUCUCCAGAACAGCUGAAAUGGUGAAGACUUUUCAUUA